Molecule: messenger RNA, 2112 nt
Organism: Cladophialophora psammophila CBS 110553
Lineage: Eukaryota; Fungi; Ascomycota; Eurotiomycetes; Chaetothyriales; Herpotrichiellaceae
Exons: 2
Coding region: 1-2112 (703 amino acids)
Biological process (GO): endoplasmic reticulum unfolded protein response
Molecular function (GO): protein binding
Source: RefSeq, a predicted model, not a curated record
AUGGCUUCCUCGCCUUCGGCAUCGCCGCAGCCCCCAGAUCAACCUCCACCAGAUAGGGAUCAUGUCCACCUGCGCAUCACUUAUUUAGUUACAGGCAACCCGCGGCCACCUCAUUAUCUGGGAAACCUCCAUCUGAAUACUACCAUUGCGGCCCUCAAAGAGAGAAUUCAGUCUGAGUUGCCUGAGCGUCCGACUCCCCCCGAGCAACGCCUCAUCUACCAGGGUCGCCCUCUACUGCGAAAUGAUGCCAACUUGCGAGAUGUGCUCAGAAUACAACCUGGCGCCGUACCUGAUGCCCUUCCAUAUACCAUCCACAUCGUGAUCCAUUCUCAGCAGAAUACUUCCAACCCCCCGCAACCUUCAAACCCCAUCCUCAAUCCACGCCCACCGGCCCCCUUACAACCCGUCCAUCAGCCUGCAGACUUUACAAGCCCUUUUACAACAGGCCCUUUCACAGCUGUCGAGACCUCGGCCACUCACCUCCAGGAGUCCCUUGGUCGUAUACAACAACAGAUUGACGCCAGUAGUGCCGAUCUGAGAACGGCUCAGCAGAGAAUAGCCUUCCACCGAUACACUCUGGGUGUUCCUCCGACUGUUUUCCACACUCACGUUGAUGCAAAUGGCCAGCCGCAGCCUGGUUCUCAGCCUCAGACCUUUGGAACGAACUUGCACGUUGACCUGCCUUUUGACCAGCGAGCACACGCUCAACGACCUCCAGGCCGCGGGCUUCCACACCCUCGCCAGCCGCCAAAUGCCGUACCAGUCCUUCCACACUCGCAUGGAACAGCACCGGCACCACUGGGUCCGCCUCAACACGCUGUCCAGACAUUCCCAAGUCCCAACGGAGAACGCAUGAUGGCUGUGACGAUGCCCGUCCCGGGCCCACCUCCAGGGUCUGGACAGCAACCUGCCGCACAGUCCCAGCCGCAGACGAACACUUCCACUCAAGCGCCACAUGUCAACCCCUCCCCGGCCGGGUCGACCAUGUUACCUCCUUCUAUUAAUUGGAAUGCUCCGAUGUCCAUUCCGCCCAUCAGUUUACCAAUUUCCUUCGCACCAAUCCGUCCAAGUCCCUCACAUCCGUCAAAUACCACAGCCUGGCUACUAUCAUCGCCAAUGGGCCCUCAGGCAUUGCUCUUUGCUCCUGGCCAUGGCUAUUUUACUUCUUCGGCCCCGAGACCGCGGCAGCAAGAAGCCGGCGGCGUGCCAGAUUCUCAACUUCAGACAAACGGCUCAGGUGGAACAGAGGCGACCCAACCAGCACAAGUAAUCAAUGAGGAUCAGCAGAACGCGGACCGCGCAAUAGUACGAGUCAACCAGCCCCAACCCGAUCAGCCUCAACCUGUCCCGGCGCUGGCGCAAGCACAGCAGAACGGAGAAGACAAUGAUCUCUUUGGAUUCAUCAUCAAUCGAGGCUGGCUUUUCCUUCGCCUCUACCUAUUUAUGUUUGUUUUCUCCGAGCCGGGAACCUGGAAGCGAUGGCUUAUGAUUAUUGCGGCGGCUAUCAUCUGUCUACAACCUCGAGAUGGUCCAUUUACUCGCAUGUUGACAGCCGCGCGCCGUCACCUUGAUAAUCUUAUUGGCCCGCCUCCACCGCAACCGCCGCCAGAAGCGGUGGCGCAACAACAAAAUGCCGCGGCGAACCAACCUGGUGCUGGCCAGCCUCGAAACGGAAAUGCCGUACAACGACCCGCCAACGUUCGUGGAGCCAUCCGAAUGACGCCAGAAGAAGCGAGAGCUCGACUUCACCAAGAGCGACAGAUUCAUCAACAGCCCUUCUGGCGAGACACCCUAUAUCGUGUCGAGCAGAGUAUCGCGCUGUUUCUAGCGAGUUUGAUCCCUGGUGUGGGCGAGCGUCAUGUCAGAGCAAGGGAGGAGGCGAGAAGGGAAGAACAACGUCGGGAAGAAGAAAGAGCACGCGCAGAGGCCGAAGCAGCUGCGCAGAGACAGAACGGGGAAGAGGCGGAUGCCGAAGCUGGUGAACAAGGUUCGUCUGUUGCGGCCCAAAAACCUGAAGUCGACCUUGGCGGGCCCGUGGAGCAAAGUGCUUCAACCUCUGUCCAGGUCGGAGACGGCGAAGGUGCAUCAGGUGAAGUGCGGAAUCGGACUUGA